AAAACUUUAUUAAUUUCUCAUGUACACAAUCAAAUAUUAGAUAAAAUGUAUAUUAUUUUAUUAUCGCAUCUUAUAUAUAUAUAUAUAUAAUUAUAUUAAUUAGUAAGUUGUUUAGCCAUGCGCGCUACAACAUGUACAUGCUAAAAAAUAAUCAGUAAUAGAUCGUAUAACAUAAAUUAUAUUGUAUAAUCUGCAAUUUAUCUGUAUAAAUAUCGAAAGCAUUUUCAUGGUUAUAUCAGUCAUGGAAAAUUCAAAGUCUAACAAGUGUCAAUUAUUCUUCGAAGUACUGAUCCUACUUCUAGGAACCGCGAAUGCCGUACACUAUCGUCUAGUUCCUGAAAAUGAAGAGAUAUAUACGGCAUGCCCAAAUCAACCAUCAAACGUGAAGCAUAUUACAGAAUUUUUUGAUGUUUCGGAACUACAGACAAAAGAUGUUGGGGAUAAGAUAUUAGUGUCUGGAAAUGUGACAUCUACUUGGAACUUCAACCCAACUGAUCAUAUUAUAGGUUCGGCAAAGAUGUAUCGUUAUGAUCGUCGAGAAUGGGAUAAUGCCUUUUACAGUAUCUCAUUUACCGACUUAUGCUCCGAAAUUUUUGAUGAACGAAAGCACUUGUACAAGUUUUGGAUGAAGCAUGUAGUCAACUUGCAGGACAUAAAGGCCAAAUGCGUUUUGCGUGGUGUAAAAUUUAUUCAUGAACCGUUUGCUCUAGAUAUGAACAUAGAUAUCGCAGCAAUUGUUCCCACAGGACGACAUAAGGUGGUACUUAUAUUAAAAACGAUUGAUAAAGAGGGACAAAUACGAGAACCUACCAUGUGCCUUGAAAUUAUAGGGGAGGUAAUCAAAGGGUAAAUUGUUGAAAAAUAUAAAAAAAAUCUGAUGUCUCUCCAAUAAAUUUAUGGCAAUAUUAAACUGAGUAUACAUU
Molecule: messenger RNA, 923 nt
Organism: Drosophila nasuta
Lineage: Eukaryota; Metazoa; Arthropoda; Insecta; Diptera; Drosophilidae
Exons: 3
Coding region: 227-850 (207 amino acids)
Source: RefSeq, a predicted model, not a curated record